Messenger RNA from Neofelis nebulosa (Clouded leopard), 3341 nucleotides. RefSeq names its product Wnt family member 16 (gene WNT16). Gene Ontology annotation, biological process: neuron differentiation; multicellular organism development; cell fate commitment. Gene Ontology annotation, molecular function: frizzled binding; cytokine activity. NCBI's taxonomy places the organism in Eukaryota, Metazoa, Chordata, Mammalia, Carnivora, Felidae. The transcript has 4 exons. Bases 81 to 1508 code for a protein of 475 amino acids. Gene Ontology annotation, cellular component: extracellular region. The record is from RefSeq and is a predicted model, not a curated record.
GGGAGCUUGAGGUCCGGGGAUGAUGAGAUGCGGGGCCGAGGCUGGGCCAAUCAGGCUCCAGGCGCGGCCAGGGGGAGGAGAUGGGAGGAGAGGCCGGGGGCGAUGGAGACAGCUACACCAACAGAAGUUUCUCACCUAUUUCGGCGAGGGACGCUCCUGCACCUCUUGCACACCUCCAGCUCCGCGCGGGAGGAGGGCCCCAAGCUCCUUUCUCCACCUCCUUUCAACUGCUCCCUGCAAGCGAGGGGAAGGCUGCUGAGAGCCCCUACCACCGCUGGCCUUCUUUUUAUGUUGUCUCACAGGGCGAGAGGGGGCGAGGGACAACUUGGUUCUGGGGAACUGACCUCUGGCCUGGCGGGCCUCUGGGCAGAGAGGGCAGCAGUGGAGCGGCUGGGGCUGGGGGACUCCAUGCUGGGGCCAUGGACAGAGCGGCGCUCCUGGGACUGUCCCGCCUGUGCGCGCUGUGGGCAGCCCUGCUCGCGCUGUUCCCCUGCGGAGCCCAGGGAAAUUGGAUGUGGUUGGGCAUCGCUUCCUUUGGGGUUCCGGAGAAGCUGGGCUGCGCCAACUUGCCGCUGAACAGCCGCCAGAAGGAGCUGUGCAAGAGGAAACCGUACCUGCUGCCGAGCAUCGGAGAGGGCGCGCGGCUGGGCAUUCAGGAGUGCAGGAGCCAGUUCAGACACGAGAGAUGGAACUGCCUGGUCACCGCCACCGCCCAGCCGGGCACCAGCCCCCUCUUUGGCUACGAGCUGAGCAGCGGCACCAAGGAAACAGCAUUUAUUUAUGCUGUGAUGGCUGCAGGCCUGGUGCAUUCUGUGACCAGGUCAUGCAGUGCAGGCAACAUGACCGAGUGCUCCUGUGACACCACCUUGCAGAAUGGCGGCUCAGCUAGUGAAGGCUGGCACUGGGGGGGCUGCUCCGAUGAUGUCCAGUAUGGCAUGUGGUUCAGCAGAAAGUUCCUAGAUUUCCCCAUCAGAAACACCACAGGAAAAGAAAGCAAAGUUCUGUUAGCAAUGAACCUACACAACAAUGAAGCCGGAAGGCAGGCCGUCGCCAAGCUGAUGUCAGUAGACUGUCGCUGCCACGGAGUGUCCGGCUCCUGCGCUGUGAAAACGUGCUGGAAAACGAUGUCUUCCUUUGAAAAGAUCGGCCAUUUGUUGAAGGACAAAUAUGAAAACAGUGUCCAAAUCUCAGACAAAAUAAAGAGGAAAAUGCGCAGGAGAGAAAAAGAUCAGAGGAAGAUACCCAUACGCAAAGAUGAUCUGCUCUACCUUAAUAAGUCUCCCAAUUACUGUGUAGAGGACAAGAAACUAGGGAUCCCAGGAACACAGGGCAGAGAAUGCAACCGCACGUCAGAGGGCGCGGACGGCUGCAACCUCCUUUGUUGUGGCCGCGGCUACAACACCCACGUGGUCAGGCACGUGGAGAGGUGCGAGUGCAAGUUCAUCUGGUGCUGCUACGUCCGCUGCAGGAGGUGUGAAAGCAUGACUGACGUCCACACCUGCAAGUAGCCCCUCCAUCCAGCCUUGAGCCCCACUCCUCAGUGCCAAACAAGGGAGUGCCAUUCCGAGGUGCCUCCCCACUGUGCAGGGCUGUGGAAGGCGCCUCCUGCCUCCGAGGUCCCAGACCCUUGGGCCUCCGGCAGCGCUCUCCUUGCCUGACGGAUAUCCAGUCACACACCGAGCAUGUGGAUGUGGGGGGAUACCAAAGUUGACAAGGUUUGGGUUCAUUCUUUGGUGGUUUGGAAACACAUAUUGACCUACCAAGAAGAUAAUCUGUCUCCUAAACAAGAAAGAAGAAGAAGGAGCCUUCAUGCGGGGAGACCUGGGCCAUGCUCAGGAUAAGAUCCUUGACUAUGGAAUUCAGUUAUGGAACUCCAUAGCGGUGGGUUUAAUGUUAGACGUUUUUAAAAGACGCAUCUUACAGCAGCAAGGAACAGUAAACAUGAUCUCAUUUAUUUUCUCAGUAAUUUGGGUGAAGAAAUCAUACUGUGCAUAGAAACAGACAUUGAAAAGUUAACAGAAGUGGAAGGUGCUUACUUGCCUUUUGUGCAUUUCAAAAGAAGGGCAAUUUAAAAGAAUUUUCAUAACUGAUACAGUACCCCUAAAAUGUGUUUGCUAGAGAUGUUUAGUGACAAAAGGGAAGAAUCUAAACAUAGAACGUAAAAUGUAUGAUUUGGAUUUUAAGUGCCUUUUAACUAUGAGGGUUUAUCUAGAAAAAUCUCAGUGAGAUAUACAGCAAUCUUUUAUCUUUGGCUUUAUUCUUUAAUUGUAGACCAGUUUCUACUAUUAAAACCCCAGCUCUGAAAUAUCGGAGAAGAGAGGGAUCUCGAAAGCAUGUGGGAAACUUAAAGGUAAAAACAUAAAGGGCUUUCAUACAUUGUAAGGGAAAGUACCCUUUAAACAUGUAAGACAGUAUUUUGUACAGUAUUUUGCUUAAAAAAGUUAUAUAUUUUGUAAAUACAGUAUUUAAGUUAUAUGAUGAUAUGUAUUAAAACUUCAGACAUUAUUGCCAAAGCCCAAGAGUUAAGGCGAUAAAAUUAUCUCAGAAAUAAGAUUAGCUUCUGUUUCUUUUCAUUCUAUUAACUCUGACUUUUUUUAAACAUUGAAAAAGAAGUUAAUUGAGCAGUUAUAUGGAUGUGUUUUUCUUGUCAAAAUGACAGUUUUACAUGUUAUAGAUUAAAAAAUGCUGCAAGAUAUUGAGAAUUGUGUUAUUUCAGCAGAUUAGUUAAAUUCUGCUUUUAAUUAGUUCUGUUUAACUUGUAAGGCUAUUAUAAUAAAUUAUGCAGUAAAAGUGUUAACUGGAUAAAAGAAUCUACAUCAAAACAAUGAUCACUUUGUGUAUUUGAUAUCUUGGAUAUUUAUUAUAUUGUAUGUAAUGCUGCAUUUCCAUGUGAAUGUUGAAUGGUCUUUCUAAGUUUAGUAUUCAUACAUGUAUAUUCAUCAUACUUUACAAGGUUUCUGGUAAAAAUUACAGGGCUACAUUUAAGGUUGUGUUUUAAUGUAGAUGCUUAUGUUUUUUAUGAAUUGUUAACUAUUUCAGUAUUCUAUAGGAAAAAACUUCUAAGUUCAGGAAGGACAAAGAAAGAAUAUUCUUUUUCUAAUAAUAAGCCAAGAAAAUGUUUCCUUGCCCAUAACUCUCAUCCUAUUUCCUUUCAAUCUUAUUUCCCAAGGCAGAGCAAUAAUUUGCAAAAAAGAGCAAACCCAUGGAAAAUGUCUCAGGCUUCAUAUUAAAUUCAAGGCUAAACAUUUCAUUGUGACCCUUACAGUUUAACAAAGAAAUAUUAUUUAUAAGUGAAAAUCUCGGAAAUGACAAUUGAAUAAAUAUAGUACUUAUUUAAAAGA